AUCUAGUUUAACGUAUUUUAUUGUCCUACAGUUAAAAAAAACUUCACAUCUUGUGAAAGUGUCAAACUCUUGGGAAGUAACUCGAAAGUGUUGGGAUGAGACCCCACCUGAAACUUUACGAUUUUUGUGGUCUAUAUAAGGACUUGUAGUUUAGAAUGAUUAGUGGAAGGAGGACAUUCGAUUUUUGAAUAUGGAGGGGUUGGACAGAGUGUGGGAUUCGGGGAAGAGAAUGAGUAAGAAUUUUAGUAGAAAUACGAGGAAUGCAAGUGUGGGAUCUUCGUGGGGAGUGGAAGAUGUGUUUGUGAGGAGUAGUACUCGAUCACAGAGACAGAGAAUUGAUGAUGACGAAGAAGCUCUUCGAUGGGCAGCUCUUGAGAAGUUGCCCACUUAUGAUAGGCUCAGAACUGCUAUCAUGCAGAGUGUUGUUGAGGAAGAUGAUGUAACGCUUCACAAGGAAGUGGAUGUUCGGAAGCUCGGUUUUACUGAAAGACAGAUGUUCAUUGAACGUCUGUUCAGAGUUGCAGAGGAAGAUAAUGAAAAGUUUCUAAGGAAGCUUAGAAAUCGUAUUGAUAGAGUUGGCAUCAAGCUUCCAACAGUAGAAGUUCGGUUUGAAAAUUUGACAGUGGAUGCAGAGUGUCAUGUAGGUGGCAGAGCUCUGCCUUCAUUAUGGAAUUCUGCCAGAAACUCCGUAGAAUCCUUUCUAGACAUCUUUGGCCUCUCACCCACCAUGAAAACAAACCUUACAAUUCUCAAGAAUGCAAGUGGAAUCCUCAAGCCAUCUCGGAUGACUCUGUUGUUGGGCCCCCCUGCGUCUGGAAAGACAACUGUGUUGCUAGCUUUGGCUGGGAAAUUAGACUCCAGCUUGAAGGUGAAGGGAGAAAUCACUUACAAUGGCCAUAGGCUGGAUGAGUUUGUCCCUCAGAAAACGUCUGCUUACAUAAGUCAGAAUGACUUACAUGUAGGAGAGAUGACAGUUAGAGAAACAAUAGAUUUCUCUGCUAGGUGCCAAGGCGUUGGGCAUAGAUUUGAGCUACUUUCAGAGCUUGCUAGAAGGGAGAAACAAGCUGGAAUCUUCCCAGAGGCUGAAGUUGACUUUUUCAUGAAAGCAACAGCAAUGGAAGGUGUUGAGAGCAGCCUUCAGACUGACUACACUCUCAAGCUUUUGGGUUUGGAUAUUUGUGGAGACACAAUUGUCGGCGACGACAUGAUGAGAGGAAUCUCUGGUGGACAAAAGAAGCGUGUUACAACAGGGGAGAUGAUUGUUGGACCUACAAAAACUCUUUUCAUGGAUGAAAUCUCUACAGGACUAGACAGUUCUACAACAUAUCAGAUUGUCAAAUGCCUGCAACAGUUUACCCAUCUAAUGGAUGCCACUAUUCUUAUGUCUCUGCUACAGCCUGCACCAGAGACAUUCGACCUCUUUGAUGAUAUUCUAUUCCUAUCAGAGGGCCAUAUUGUCUACCAUGGACCUCGAGAAAAUGUUCUGGAAUUUUUUGAAAGCUGUGGAUUCAGGUGCCCGGAGAGAAAGGGCACUGCAGAUUUCUUACAGGAGGUCACAUCAAAGAAGGACCAAGAACAAUACUGGGCAGACAGGAGUCGACCUUAUCACUAUGUAACUGUGAAGGAAUUUGUAUUUAGAUUUAAGCAAUUUCAUGCAGGUUUGAAGUUGGAAAACGAGUUGGCAGUCCCUUACGACAAGAACAAUAGUCAUAAAGCAGCAUUGGUCUUUAAUAAAAACUGUGUACCAAAAAAGGAGAUUUUCAAAGCCUGUUAUGACAAAGAAUGGCUUCUGUUCAAGCGGAAUUCCUUUGUUCACAUCUUCAAGAUUGUGGAGAUUAUGGUUAUAGCGUUCAUUGGAGCAACUGUAUUCUUUAGGACUGAAUUGCAUCAUAAAACUCGUGCUGAUGCAAAUAUGUACCUUGGAGCACUGUUUUUCUGUCUCGUCACCAACAUGUUCAAUGGAUUUGCAGAAUUAGCAAUGACAAUUGCCAGGCUUCCGGUGUUCUUCAAGCAGAGGGAUCUGUUCUUCUACCCUGCCUGGGCCUUCACUCUUCCUACCUUCUUAUUGAAAAUUCCAACGUCAUUGCUGGAAUCUGGAAUUUGGGUAGUGAUGACUUACUAUACUAUGGGGUUUGCCCCUGAAGCUAGCAGGUUUUUUCGACAGUUCCUUAUAAUCUUCCUAGUUCAUCAAAUGGCAUCAUCCCUGUUCCGCCUUAUAGCAGGAGUAUGCAGGACAAUGAUUAUAGCUAACACCGGAGGGUCUCUGUCUCUUCUUAUAAUAUUUAUGCUUGGAGGAUUCAUUCUCCCAAGAGAUAAAAUACCGAAAUGGUGGAUAUGGGGUUACUGGUGUUCACCUUUAAUGUAUGCAGAGAAUGCUAUCGCUGUUAACGAGAUGCUUGCUCCAAGAUGGAAAAUUAGCGCAGAAAAUACCACAAAUUUGGGUGUGGCAGCGAUGCAGAGCUUUAACAUCUACUCAAGAGGAUAUUGGUAUUGGCUAGGAGUUGCUGCUUUGGUGGGAUUUUCGGUGCUUUUCAAUGUGCUUUUCACCUUUGCUCUGGCAUAUCUAAAUCCUAUUGGUAAACCUCAAGCUGUAAUCUCCAAGGAAGCUUUAGCUGACAUGCAAUCCCAAGAGAAUGGUACAGAGCAAGGACUAAAAGUAUCGAGGUCGCGAAAUCGAUCUCUAGUACGGUCAUUGUCUUCUGCAGAUGGCAAUAAUACUCUUGAAAUGCAGGUCAGGCGAAUGAGCAGCCGAUCAAGUAGUCUGCAAAAUAAUGAAGAGUCGGUACUGGAAACUGCAACAGGAGUUAGUCCCAAACGAGGAAUGAUUCUACCAUUUCAACCACUAGCCAUGUCUUUUGAAGAUGUUAAAUACUUUGUUGACAUGCCUCCAGAAAUGAAAGAACAGGGAGUGACUGAGGAUAGGCUUCAGUUGCUUCGAGAUGUUACAGGGGCAUUUAGGCCUGGUGUUCUUACAGCAUUGAUGGGAGUCAGUGGCGCUGGCAAGACAACUCUCAUGGAUGUCUUAGCUGGAAGAAAAACAGGAGGAUAUAUUGAGGGGGAUAUUCGAAUUUCUGGAUUUCCCAAAAAGCAAGAAACUUUUGCUCGCAUUUCUGGUUACUGCGAGCAAAAUGAUAUACAUUCUCCACAAGUUACUGUUCGGGAAUCAUUACUAUAUUCAGCAUUUCUCCGUCUUUCUAAAGACGUUGACAGAGAAACCAAAAUUGCAUUUGUUGACGAGGUCUUGGAGCUUGUAGAGUUGGAUAACUUAAGGGAUGCAUUGGUAGGCCUACCUGGUGUCACUGGAUUGUCAACAGAACAAAGAAAAAGGUUAACAAUUGCUGUAGAGCUUGUUGCAAAUCCCUCGAUAAUUUUCAUGGAUGAACCCACAUCGGGACUGGAUGCAAGAGCCGCUGCAAUAGUUAUGCGAACUGUCCGCAAUACUGUUGAUACUGGAAGGACUGUUGUCUGUACCAUCCAUCAGCCUAGCAUUGACAUCUUUGAAGCAUUUGAUGAGCUACUUUUGAUGAAAAGAGGAGGACAAAUCAUUUACUAUGGACCAUUAGGCCGCAACUCUCACAAGAUUGUUGAAUAUUUUGAGGCCAUUCCAGGAGUAACAAAGAUCAAGGAGAAAUAUAACCCUGCUACAUGGAUGCUAGAAGCCAGCUCUGUUUCUGCUGAAGUUCGUCUGGGCAUAGACUUUGCAGAGCACUACAGAAACUCAUCCCUCUAUAAGCGGAACAAAGCAUUAGUGAAAGAGCUUAGUACUCCACCCCCACAAGCAAAAGACCUUUACUUUCCAACCCAGUAUUCUCAGUCAUUCUUUGGACAAUUCAAGUCUUGUUUGUGGAAGCAAUGGUGGACUUACUGGCGUAGCCCUGACUAUAACAGCGUUAGAUACUUCUUCACACUUACCUGUGCUUUACUCUUUGGGACAAUCUUUUGGAAGGUUGGCACAAAAAGGACCACCAACACUGAUCUUUUAAUUGUUGCGGGUGCCUUAUAUGGAGCUGUAAUCUUCUUAGGAGUCAAUAACUGUUCAACAGUGCAGCCUGUAGUUGCAGUGGAGAGAACUGUGUUCUACAGAGAAAGGGCUGCAGGAAUGUACUCUGCAUUGCCCUAUGCUCUCGGUCAGGUAGUGAUUGAGCUCCCAUAUAUACUGGGCCAGACAGUUGUGUUCACUUUCAUUGUUUACGGUAUGGUCAGCUUCGAGUGGACAGUAAAGAAGUUUGCUUGGUUCUUCUUCAUAAACUACAUGACGUUUCUGUACUUCACCUAUUAUGGCAUGAUGGCAGUUGCAGUCACUCCAAACCAUCAAGUAGCCGCAAUUGUGGCUUCAGCAUUUUACUCCAUCUUCAAUCUUUUCUCAGGAUUCUUUAUUCCUAAAUCGAAAAUUCCAAAAUGGUGGAUCUGGUACUACUAUAUAUGCCCUGUUUCAUGGACUGUGUAUGGUCUAAUUGCCUCACAGUAUGGAGAUGUCACAGACGAUUUGCAAGUGAUUGGCGAAGGGAUCAAACCACUAAAUCAGUUUGUGGAGGAUUACUUUGGAUACAAGCAUGAUUUCUUAGGUGCAGUCGCUGCAGUGCUCGUUGGAUUUGCUGUGUUCUUUGCAUUUACUUUUGCAUACUGCAUCAGGGUAUUGAAUUUCCAGCAAAGGUAAAAGCAGAGGAGUUAAAACAAACAUAGAAUAUGGUCCUCUACCAUUUGGGUUAGACCAGCUGAAAUUUCGAAUUUCAGAUAAAGGAUUUAUUAUAAACCUGGCUCUGCUGAAUCCAUUGGAGUUGAGAAAGGCCUGCUGUAUAUUGUAAGUUUAGUCUAUAUAGCGUUACAAGUGAAUCUUUUUUGGGCAGCCUUGUAAGAUAUCGAAGUAGAUAAAUUUACCUCUGGCUAUGUGACAGGAGCGGCUUCCUCCACAAGUCUGUACCCCUGUUAUAUGCCGCCAUAUUCUGAAAUAUAAGAAAUUUUUGAA
Messenger RNA from Cryptomeria japonica (Japanese cedar), 4966 nucleotides. RefSeq names its product ABC transporter G family member 36. Gene Ontology annotation, cellular component: membrane. Gene Ontology annotation, molecular function: ABC-type transporter activity; ATP binding; ATP hydrolysis activity. The transcript has 23 exons. NCBI's taxonomy places the organism in Eukaryota, Viridiplantae, Streptophyta, Pinopsida, Cupressales, Cupressaceae. The coding region runs from base 191 to 4657 and encodes 1488 amino acids. The record is from RefSeq and is a predicted model, not a curated record.